Molecule: messenger RNA, 3069 nt
Organism: Drosophila virilis
Lineage: Eukaryota; Metazoa; Arthropoda; Insecta; Diptera; Drosophilidae
Gene: beta'COP
Product: coatomer subunit beta'
Biological process (GO): intra-Golgi vesicle-mediated transport; retrograde vesicle-mediated transport, Golgi to endoplasmic reticulum; intracellular protein transport
Cellular component (GO): COPI vesicle coat
Molecular function (GO): protein binding; structural molecule activity
Source: RefSeq, a predicted model, not a curated record
AUGCCCCUUAAAUUGGACAUCAAGCGUCGUUUGACGUCGCGCUCGGACCGUGUCAAGUGCGUGGAUCUGCAUCCGGCCGAGCCAUGGAUGUUGUGUGCCCUAUACAAUGGCCACGUACACAUCAUGAAUUAUGAGAAUCAGCAAUUGGUCAAAGAUUUCGAGGUAUGCGAUGUGCCUGUGCGUUGUGCUCGGUUCGUGGCGCGCAAGAAUUGGAUCAUUACCGGAUCGGAUGAUAUGCAAAUACGCGUUUUCAACUACAACACACUGGAGAAGGUGCACUCCUUCGAGGCGCACUCGGACUACCUGCGCUGCAUUGCCGUGCAUCCCACACAGCCCCUGGUGCUGACCAGCAGCGAUGAUAUGCUUAUCAAAUUGUGGAACUGGGAGAAAAUGUGGGCCGGCCAGCGAACCUUUGAAGGCCACACGCACUAUGUUAUGCAGAUUGUGUUCAAUCCCAAGGAUAACAACACCUUUGCCUCCGCAUCGCUGGACCGCACCGUUAAGGUGUGGCAGCUGGGUUCCAAUUAUGCCAACUUUACGCUGGAGGGGCACGAGAAGGGCGUCAAUUGUGUAGAUUAUUAUCAUGGCGGCGACAAGCCGUAUCUGAUUUCUGGCGCCGACGAUCGCUUAGUGAAGAUCUGGGACUAUCAGAACAAGACCUGUGUACAAACACUCGAGGGGCAUGCACAAAACAUUUCAGCUGUUUGUUUCCAUCCUGAGUUGCCCAUUGUGCUGACUGGCUCGGAAGAUGGUACCGUGCGCAUUUGGCAUUCCGGCACCUAUCGGCUGGAGACCUGUCUUAAUUAUGGCUUUGAACGCGUCUGGACUAUUGCCAGCAUGCGUGGCACCAACAAUGUAGCCCUGGGAUACGACGAGGGAUCCAUCAUUAUCAAGGUCGGGCGCGAGGAACCGGCCAUGUCUAUGGACGUGGUGGGCGGCAAAAUCAUUUGGGCCAAACAUUCCGAAAUGCAACAGGUCAAUCUGAAAACAAUUGCCGAUGGCACCGAGAUUAAGGAUGGCGAGCGUCUGCCCGUUGCCGUAAAGGAUAUGGGUGCGUGCGAGAUAUAUCCACAGACCAUAGCACACAAUCCCAACGGCCGCUUUGUGGUGGUCUGCGGUGAUGGCGAAUACAUAAUCUAUACGUCUAUGGCGUUGAGAAACAAGGCAUUUGGAUCAGCCCAGGAGUUCGUCUGGGCCUUGGAAAGCAAUGAGUAUGCUAUUCGUGAGAACAAUGGCACUGUGCGUCUGUUCCGGAACUUCAAGGAGCGCAAAAGCUUCACACCCGAAUACGGCGCAGAAAACAUUUAUGGCGGCUACUACUUUGGCGUGAAGACCUCGUCGGGCUUGGCCUUUUACGAUUGGGAGUCAUUACAGUUAGUGCGCCGCAUUGAAGUUCAACCGCGUAAUGUAUUCUGGAAUGAGAGCGGCAGUCUUGUUUGCCUGGCAACCGAUGAAUCCUACUUUAUAUUGUCCGUGGAUGCGGCACAAAUUGCCAAUGCUCUGGAGACAAAGGAGGGACUGGAGGAUGAUGGCGUAGAAAGCGCUUUUAAUGUGCUCGGCGAAGUAUCUGAGUCGGUCAAAACUGGUCUCUGGGUAGGCGAUUGCUUCAUUUACACGAAUUCCGUGAAUCGCAUCAACUAUUAUGUGGGUGGAGAGAUUGUGACCAUCUCGCAUCUGGACCGAACCAUGUACUUGCUGGGCUAUGUUCCCAAGGACAAUCGCUUGUAUUUGGGAGAUAAAGAGCUGAACGUGAUCAGCUUCUGCCUACACUUGUCUGUGCUGGAGUACCAAACGGCCGUGAUGCGUCGAGAUUUUGAACGCGCCGAUCUUGUGCUGCCUACCAUACCCAAAGAGCAUCGCACGCGAGUUGCGCACUUCUUGGAGAAGCAGGGAUUCAAGGAGCAGGCUCUGCAAGUGUCCACCGAUGCGGACCACAAAUUCGAUUUGGCGCUGCAAAUUGGCGAGCUGGAUAUCGCUUUGAAAGUGGCGCGCGAGGCAGAGAACUCACAGAAAUGGUCCCAGCUGGCCGAUGUUGCGGCGCGCAAAAACAACAUGGCCUUGGUGAAGGAGUGCAUGCAGAAGGCAAACGAUUUUAGUGGAUUACUACUGCUCUCGACUGCCUCAGGUGAUGCACAGAUGCUGGAGGAGGUAGGUGCAACCAGCUCCGCUCAAGGGCGCCAUAAUAUUGCAUUCCUGUCCGCCUUUCUUCGUUCCGAUGUGGACCGUUGCCUAGAGAUUCUCAUCGAGACAAAUCGUCUGCCCGAGGCAGCCUUCUUUGCGCGCACUUAUUUGCCCAGCCAAAUGUCGCGCGUGGUAGAACUAUGGCGCGAGGAACUGGGCAAGGUCAACGAGAAGGCAGGCCAAUCUCUGGCCGAUCCAACGCAGUAUACAAAUCUCUUUCCGGGCCUGGGCGAUGCGUUGCGCGUGGAGCAACAUCUGCAGGAGGAGCGAGCGCGCAAAGUGCCAGCCCGCCUGGCGGGACAGCUGCCAUUGAAUAGCGAACGAAAUCCACUUGAAGAACUGCAUGCUGCUGAGCAUCAAAGCGGUGCCGGUCAGCUAGAGGAAAAGGAGAAGCCGGCGUUUGUUCCAAUGUCCUUGCCAACAACAACAGCAACAACAACAAGCGGCACAAAGGCUGCCGGCGUUGCCGUAGCCGCCGCGGUUGCUGUUAGCGAGGAUGAUGACGAUGAUUUAGAUCUGGAGAUUGAUGGCAUUACGUUGGAUGAUAACAUAGAUACGACAGAUGUAAAUCUAGAUGAUGACUUUCUGAGCGAUGAUUAGAUGCGAUAGCUAUCCAGAGCACACGCUGUAUUCGAUAAUAUGGAUUAGAAAUGCUGUAAAUUCUUUUGUUGAUUCGGAAUACCUGCAGCAAAUGUCACAGAAUCGAAAGCUACAAAUUCCACAAACACACACACACACAUACGCAUGCAUUCAGUUUUGAUUUGAUUGUAUGCAUGUUUCCCGUGCAUUAAUUAUAAAAAUUAAAAAAAUUAUAUAUAUAUAUAUUAUGUACAACAAUUAUGCAGCAACAUCCAAUCACAAUAAUAAAAUAUAUUUAAAAAUGUGAAA